AGUAACGCAAGUGUAAACGUAAGUGUGUUGCACCGCUGCGUAACGACACAAACAACUGCGGCUCAGUUUGAAAUGGGCGGGAAGCUGCACCAGGCUCUCAGAGCUCGUCCCUUCUACAAGUCAUUGGACGGCUGCAGCUCGGCGGCGCUCGUAACCUCAUUUGCUCUUUCAUCCGUUUUGGAGGCAUCGACAGGCUCCUGUGAACUCUAGAUGACAGCAACUUGAUGGCAGGUUUUGUUUUUGUCUUUUUUUUGUUUUGUUUUGUUUUAAACAGCGUGCACCUGCAUAUGAGGACUAGCCAUACGAAGUGUCUUUGUGAGCUUUAGGUCUCCCAGCGCUGCUGCCUGAGGGGCGCCAAUACGUGAUCUGAUGUUGCGUCAUGUCAUUUGGGUUUCAUCUAAAGCGAUUUGUUUUCUAGGGUUUUUUUCCCCGAGAUCAUCAUCAAGUGGAUGCAAGACCGACGCGGUGUAGUAACACGAGCCAGUCAGGCUGCAGCCUGUGUGUGUGUGUGUGUACACACCGCGUGAAGCAGAGACAAGGAGGCAGGAGAAAUCCUCGUCAUGCUGAAGUUGGCUCGUAUGUGAUUGUACAGCACGUUUUCGGCCGGUGGUGACUAAAAGCCUCCUCCUCGGAUAGAGAUGGCGUGAUCUUGUGAAGAUCAUGGCCGAAGCUCCAGAUGUAAACAGGUUGUCCACUGCUGCUGCGAGAGGAGACUUGAAAGAAACCGAGCAGAUACUAGAGAGCAGCACCAUUAACGUGAAUGCGAACAACAAAUUCGGCAGGACACCACUGCAGGUGGUGAAACUCGGCUGUCCGUCUGUUGCGGAAGCGCUGCUGUGCGCGGGCGCUAAUCCCAACAUUCGCGACCCCAGCGGUGGACUGACAGUGACGCACGACGCGGCGCGCGACGGCCACGCGGACACGCUUCAGGUGCUGCUGAAUUACGGAGCAGACGUCAGUCUCCAAGACGACGCCGGCAAUCUCCCGCUGCAUCUGGCGGCGCGCGAGGGACAUCAGGCCGCAGUGGAGCUCCUGGCGCCACUCACCGCACAUCCAUUUCUACCCAACCAUGCAGGUCUCACGCCCCAGCAGCUGGCAUCACAGCAUCACAGAGACGAUACGGCACGCUGGCUAGAGAACUAUGUGCCUUAGCAAUCACAGUAGGCAGAAGGCCGCCCGCUUUGUCCUAUGACAGAGGUAGUUUAGAAAUUAAUGCUGAAUGAGCGUUUCGGUCUUAUCCGAGAAUUAUUCAGCUAACUACCUCUUUUUUAAAAUUGUGAAAUCUGGACAAUGAAGUUGCGAGGAAUGAGCUCAAACGAAGGCCAUUUUUAAGCACACACAAGGCCAAAUGUUUUUUUACAGGCCUAGGCUGCUUUCCCUUUGGUGUCGUGUUACAUAUAAUAAUUAUUCACCAUCGUGUCUUUAAAUAGGUUUGAUUUUUAUGGCUAUUAAAUUUUAAUGUAAAGAUGUUUCAUAUGUCUCAUAUGUGCGCCACUUUCUCGGAAAAAAAUGUGCUAAACUGUAUUUGUACUUGUAGGUGAGUGGUACUUUCAAAGUUACAUGUAUUCUACCUUAGGGAUCCAAUGUAGCCUAUUUUUUUAACGCCAGAACGUUGAGGUAGUGUAAAUUUUAUUAGCGUUUACAGUAACAUUGUACUAAAUAAACUUUUUAGUUUUCGCUAAGGUGGAACAUUAAUGUUGCAAUUAAUAUGUUACGUUUGAUCUGCAAACUAAUUAGUUUUAGAGUGAAGUUUAAAUUAUAUGCAUGUUUCCCGCCAAAAGAUACAUACUUUAUAAAACAUGUACAAUUGAGAUUACAAAUGUUACGUUUAGUACUCUUUUCUAGGAGCAGUAACGAGGCCUUUCGGCCCAGUUAUAAAAUAAAAACUUUAAUAAUUUUUAAAGAUUGCUAAAGUUACAAAACACUUCAUAUUUAUUGUACUACUACACCAACACAGAGAAAGUACAGUUUGGUAGCGUUAUUUCUGAGUGUGUACAGAGUGUGAAACACCAGGAUAAUAAUGGCUUUGUAUGGAGUGUGCUGUAUAUUUUUUACUGAAUAGCCACUUGCCAAUUCCCGUCAAACAACUUGCCAGUUUUGUUUAUUUUCAAGUCCGCUGUGAAAUUGUUUCCAACAAGAAAAUGGAUUUUCAUUAUUGAUGACCUAAAACAUCACGAAUCAGAGCUCAAUUCUGCUUGGUAAUAUUACUCUCCUCUGUUAUACUGAAAUAAUUGCACUAUAUGUUUCUGAAGGCCAGAAGCAUGUCUAUUUGCCGACGCUAUGAUGCCUCGUUUCUUUUUUAUUUGCUUCCGUUUAUUAAAUAAAUUGCACUUUUUUCUUUUAGAUAAAUCAUGCAUUUUUUGAUACUUGUAAAACUGUAACUGUGAAAGAAUGUGUUUUGUUACCAACAAAACAUUGUGUUUUCUCAAAAGGAACCAAAGACAAAGUCAAUACACGAUUUCCAAAAAGCAUCCCUGACUUAGCUUGUGUUUAGCAUAGAGUAUUUUAUUUAACGGAUCUAAUUUCCAACAAAGCAGCGUACUAAGUCAAUUUGCCAUAUAUUAAAUUGGAUUGCGCUUACUUGAACGUUACUAAUGGUUGUAUCGUUUAAUUAUGUGAAGAAUA
Messenger RNA from Clarias gariepinus (North African catfish), 2625 nucleotides. It is a transcript of the gene cdkn2c, whose product is annotated as cyclin-dependent kinase inhibitor 2C (p18, inhibits CDK4). The coding region runs from base 661 to 1152 and encodes 163 amino acids. NCBI's taxonomy places the organism in Eukaryota, Metazoa, Chordata, Actinopteri, Siluriformes, Clariidae. Gene Ontology annotation, molecular function: protein kinase binding; cyclin-dependent protein serine/threonine kinase inhibitor activity. Gene Ontology annotation, biological process: negative regulation of cell population proliferation; regulation of cyclin-dependent protein serine/threonine kinase activity. The transcript has 3 exons. The record is from RefSeq and is a predicted model, not a curated record. Gene Ontology annotation, cellular component: nucleus.